AGUCCCAUAAAAAACAGCGCGCGGAUGAUUGACACUUGCACACAUUUCCUUUUCCUUAUUCUUCCCUUUACGGCUCCAGCUUGUCAGCCAUCUAAGCAACAUUAUAUUUUUAGCAUCGCUAAACCCCAAAAAGGGCAGUAUAUAUAUAUCCUGCAAAUAUCACUCUUUAGCACUUUUCUCCUUUGUAAGUAUUCGCAAUGUCUUUUAAUAUCACCGCGCAUCAACUUGUGGAGACGGAAAAUAGCAUUCACUUCUGCGCGUGUUCACCGGAUGCCAAGCAGGUCGCCUGCGCUCUCGACAACGGCUCCAUUUGCAUCUUAAACACCAUUACUUUCGAUAUUUUAGCACGUGGGGCGCCGGGCAAAGACUUCGCUGGCCUACCGGCGACCUGUGUUCGUUGGGCACCAGAUCCGAGCCUUGUGGAGUAUCAGCUUGUGAGCAGCAGCUGUACCGGCGGGGUCAUGCUGUGGAACCUUGACCCCGCCGACGAGUCUCUGACGCGUGGUACCAGUGCGAACGAAGAGGGGAAUGAAGUGAUGACGGUCGACGUCUCACCGAGUGGCAAAUUCGUUAUUUCGGCCGGCAGCGACCGCGUGGUGCGGCUGUACGACGCAGCGCUACAGCUUCUGUCAAAGUUGGUCGACGGUGUCAACGCGGACGGCACGCGGAGACCGACGCACGUCAACCGCGUCUUCUCUGUGCGUUUUCUUACGGAUGCCGUCGCCGUCAGCGCGGGUUGGGAGAGUCCGUUGCAGGUGUGGGACUUACGCAGCGGCUUCUCCAACAGACAAAUUGUCGGCGUGCAGGGCAGCUCCGACUGUUUGGAGCCUGUCACCGGCACGCAACUCGUCAUCGUGGCGUCGCCCAAGAUGGCAAGCACACUGCAGCUGAUCGACAGUGUCACAGGACGGGUGCUGAAAGACGGUUCCACGAAGGCGUGUGCCCAGCUGCAAGCCGAGGAGCGCGUUGUAGUGUGCCGCUAUUGCGAAGAGAAAGGUAUCCUAUGGUGUCUCACUGUCUCACCACCUUCCCUGAUCGUGUUGACGCUGGCAUCCGGUCACGUAUUCGCGCGAGCCCCUUUGCCAGCGCAGCCGCUGAAUAUGAGUCAGCACGGCAAUGACGUCCUUGUAGCAUGUAAGGACGGUCUUCUACUACAGGUGUCACUUUCGAUGUAA
Messenger RNA from Leptomonas pyrrhocoris, 1175 nucleotides. RefSeq lists its product as hypothetical. The transcript has a single exon. Lineage: Eukaryota; Euglenozoa; Kinetoplastea; Trypanosomatida; Trypanosomatidae. The coding region runs from base 198 to 1175 and encodes 325 amino acids. The record is from RefSeq and is a predicted model, not a curated record. Gene Ontology annotation, molecular function: protein binding.